AUGGAUGUCGAAAAUCUUCGUUAUAUAGAUUUAAAUGCAUUCAGUGAACCGUUAGCUAAACGUAUUGAAGUGUUUGAAAUGAUUGGCGAUAAUAAACUAAUAGAUCCGCAACAAGUGUUUCAAGUUAUCAAUUUCUUCUAUAGCCUGAAACAUCUACAAGAGAUAACUAUAACCAAUGGUGAACUCAACUACAUUUCAGACAAUAGUUUUUAUUUGAAAUACCAUUCAAACCAAUCGCUUAUAAUUGAUUUAUCAAAUAAUAAUUUAACACAAUUUAGUUUCGGUCGUCACUCGUUGGUCGGCACCAAUAGACCCAUUGAAUUAGAUUUAAGAGAUAAUCAAUUGACUGUUUUGGAGAGAGAAAUAUUUAGACCAUUCCUCUCCAGUAAUACAAAAAACUCUAUAAAUCUCAGCGCAAAUCCCAUCAAUUGUCAGGACUGUCACAUCAAGUGGUUGGUUGAAGACAAACAUAUAUUUGAAGACAAUGUUUUUGAGGUCCGAUGUCAGCAUUAUGUGAUUACUGGUUUUAUGUAA
Oppia nitens is the source of this 534-nucleotide messenger RNA. RefSeq lists its product as uncharacterized. The transcript has 3 exons. Lineage: Eukaryota; Metazoa; Arthropoda; Arachnida; Sarcoptiformes; Oppiidae. The record is from RefSeq and is a predicted model, not a curated record. Bases 1 to 534 code for a protein of 177 amino acids.